CAGUGGGUAACGAGUUGAACUAUUGGGGGCGUUCGCUUAGCCUUAGCAUUGCUGCAUGCUACAUACUUGACGGUCGUGUCCAGCAUUACGAGAAAAAAACAUUGUUUUGGACUUGUGUGUGGUAAGAUCCCAUCACUGUGCAAAAAAUGACGUCCCGCCUGGAAAAAGAACGUUCCAAGCAAAUACAAGAGAAGUGUCAGAAUCUUUUGACACAGAUGCUACGCGAUGAGGACAACAAGUAUUGUGUCGACUGCGAUGCAAAAGGACCAAGGUGGGCUAGUUGGAAUUUGGGUAUAUUUUUAUGUAUUCGUUGCGCUGGAAUACAUAGGAAUCUUGGAGUUCAUAUAAGUAAAGUUAAAUCUGUUAAUUUAGAUACUUGGACACCCGAACAAGUAGUGAGUUUACAACAAAUGGGUAAUUCAAGAGCUAGGGCAGUGUAUGAGGCAAACCUACCAGAUAGUUUUCGAAGACCUCAAACUGAUUGUAGUCUUGAAAGUUUUAUUCGUGCAAAAUAUGAACAUAAAAAAUAUAUAGCUAGAGAAUGGGUGCCACCUCCUUUGCCAAAGGUAAACUGGGAUAAAGAACUUGAUGAAGAAGCUGAAAGGCAACGUAGACGAAAAAAGGAGAAUUCUAAAAGCUCAAAUAAUCAAACUAUACUUCCACCUGUUAAAAAACCAGAAGUUGUGCCUCAGUUGCCAAAACCUAAAAGCUCUGUCAGUCCUAAACCAAAUAGAGCAAACAAUUCUGCAACUUUAGACUUGUUGGGAUUAGAUGCUCCAGCAACAAGUCAAUCAAAUGUAAAUGGUAGUGGGGAUGAUAUAUUUUCUUCCUUUUUAUCUGCACCUCCAGCUUCAGCAGCUUCAACUAGUAGUAGUUCUUCUAAUGUAACUAUAGACACAUCGUCAGUAGUGAGUAAAAGUGAAGAAGAAAGUUUCUUUGAGCAAUCGGCAUCCUCGCUUCAAGAAAAAAGUAAAAUGUCCAAAGACAGUAUCUUGGCAUUAUAUGGGACACCAAGUCAUCAACAAUCAACCAUGUUUGGAGUUCCUAGUGGAGGAUAUCCUCAGCAGUCUACUGUUCAGUACAAACAAGUACCAAAUAUGGUAGCAUAUGGCCAACAAAGUAGUUUUCCAAAUCAACAAAGUUCCUUCUCUCAACUUGUUUCCACUCAGAUGCCUGUUACGUCUAAUCAAUUACCCGUGAAUCAAAAUCAAAUUCCAGUAAAUUCCACUUCAUUAGGUUCAGUGGCACCAAAUUCUUUAGGAAACUGCUUACACGUAGGACAAAUAAAUCAGAUGAAUGGUGUACCUAAUGCUGCCAUCACAAUGCAAUCCCAAAUGAUGAUGCAAAUAGGACAGACUAAUAUUAGUAGCAAUAAUGGAUGGAGUGGGGUAUUAACACAAAAUCUUCAACCAGCUCCUGGUAGCAAUCCUUUUUUCAAUUUAACAACCCAGCAACAGCAGCAACCUGUUGCCUUUGGUGCUCAGUUACCACAACAAAUGUCACAACUAUCUUUAGCUGGUACAAGUUUCUCAAAUACACCAGGAAAAUCUACUACCACUGCACUCCCUGGACAAACGCUUUCCACCAAUUUGUGGCAGUAAAAGUUUUAUGGAUAUUGUUAGUUGAUUGAUUACUCCGUUCAGUGUUAUACACUAGUGUCAAACGUUCGUUACCCACCAUGAUUACAUUUCCAUAUUAAUUUGGAAACUGCUCUGGGACACAACGCAAUUAAGAAGAAUAAAAGUACUCGAAUACUGCCAUUUUCGGAAAAACAAUUCCUGAGUGUAUACGGUAUAUCGAGUCAGAAAAUAUUUUUUUUCUAUGGCUUUGCUAGCUUUCAACAUUAUUGUUGGAAAAGUUGAAACUACGAAUAAAAACGAAUUUUUGACUGAUUGUAAAGAGUUAUUCGUGACGUACACUACACAUGUAUUCAACAACGUAACCAUAUUAUUUGCUAAAAUGGGUGCUUUUGUAAUCACAAUGAAUAUAUGUCAGGGUCCACUUUCAUUAUAAUGAAAAAUUUUAUUAUACCUCAAAUGGUAUAAAUAUGAUUAUUGCAAUAAGCAUAUUUUGCGACACGAUUCAUUUUUCCCCUAAAAUAACGAACUGUAAACAGAAUACAUAAUAGUUUACGAACUAUUAAAGUUCUCAGAAGAAUUGUACAUUAAAGGCCACUUUACUUAAAAAGUGACUUCAAUAAUUUUAAAAACAAUCUCGUUUUCUAGCGUAGUGUUGUAAUAAUUGUAUGCAAUCAGAAUGUAUUGGAAGUUUUAAACAGUUGGUUUUUAAUUUUAUAUUGAUUUAUGUAAAAAUUACGAGAAGAGCCUGGUGUUUAAAACAUAAAUGAUAUUAUUUUUUGUACUUGAAUAGCGUGUUGCUUAAAAAUGCUAAUAAUGCGAUGUUGAUUACAAGUAUUAUUAUUAUUUCUUAUGAAAUUAAAAUGCAUUUGAUGUUUUUUGUUAAUAUCUAAUGGCAGAGACUUAAUGAACCAAACAUAUUAUCUACACUUUAAUUCUUAUUACAUGUACGAAAUAUAAAAACAUAUUUGCAAAUUGUUUGCAUUGGAAAAAAUAUAUAUUUUAGUUAUUAUUGAUUAGCAAUGAUCAGUUAGUAUCUUGUGUAAGACAGGGACAUAUAUUUCCCUAUUUUAAAUUUAUAAUUUAUUGCCAUGUAACACAAUGAGUAUUGAAACUUGACAAUAAGUUUUGGACAUACAUAUGUCAUAUUUAUGCUUUAUUAUAUUGAAUUUUCCUCUUAUGAAAUAGUAUUAAAUUCUUAUGCCAUUGAAUAUAAAAUGCACUGUGCAAACGUAUUAAGA
This is a messenger RNA of Osmia bicornis bicornis, 2818 nucleotides long. Its product is annotated as stromal membrane-associated protein 1. The record is from RefSeq and is a predicted model, not a curated record. Lineage: Eukaryota; Metazoa; Arthropoda; Insecta; Hymenoptera; Megachilidae. The transcript is spliced from 8 exons. Bases 147 to 1601 code for a protein of 484 amino acids. Gene Ontology annotation, molecular function: metal ion binding; GTPase activator activity.